Molecule: messenger RNA, 665 nt
Organism: Paramecium pentaurelia
Lineage: Eukaryota; Ciliophora; Oligohymenophorea; Peniculida; Parameciidae
Source: the annotation of a GenBank genome assembly
AAUGAAAAGAAAGGUUAGGGAAUAUGAUGAAAAUGAAUUCUCUAAAGCUGAUUUGAAAAUUAUUCUACUAGGUGAUUCAGCAGUAGGAAAAUCAAAAUUAGUUGAGAGAUUUCUAUUAGAUGAUUAUGAAGAAAGAUAAUAAUCUACAUAUGCAUUAACAAUGUAUAGACAUAAUGCAAAGUUUGAAGGGAAAACCUAUAAAAUUGGUAUUUUGUAUAAGUUAAUAAAUAUAGACUUAUGGGAUACUGCUGGAUAAGAAUGUUUCUAGACUCUUCAUGCUUCAUAUUAUUAUGGCGCUCAUGCUUGUAUUUUAGUAAAUUGUAUAUUUUAAUAAGUGUUUUGAUGUAACAAGGAAAAUUACUUAUACAAAUUUAAAGAAAUGGUAUGAAGAGAUGAGAUAAAAUUGUCCUACUAUUCCUUGCUUAUUGGUUGCCAAUAAAAUAGAUUGUAUAUUAAUAUAUCAAAUAUUUAGUGGAUCCUAGUGUCACUGAGACUAAAUUUAAGUUUGCAGAGAGUAACAAUCUCCCUAUUUAUUACACAUCUUCAGCAGAUGGAACAAAUGUAGUUAAGGUAUUUUAGGAGGCAUUGAAAGCAGCAAUUGAACAUAAACAAAAGCCUGGUGGAUAGUUUAUGGAUGAUUUGAUGGAUUAUUUGUAGGGUUGAAA